AUGGCAGCAGCCCACUCCUCCCUACGGCACUCCCAUUGUUCCAGGCAGUGUUCACCCGCAGGCUCCUCCGGAAGACCUGGGGCCGACGGGGCGGUGGGGGGGGUGGAGGGGGCGUGCCCCGUGGGAGGGGUCGGGUCUGCCCAAUGGGUUCUCCCGGGUGCGGGGCGGGGCUCUAUUUCAGCAGCUUUCCAGGCCUCAGGCUCACCCUGCGUUCUGGGCUCAGUAUGUGGCGCCUCCCCCGCGCGCUGUGUGUGCAAGCCGUAAAGACCAGCAAGCUCCCCGGACCUUGGAGCAGGCCUGCCGCCUUCAUGUCCACUCUCCUGAUCAAUCAGCCCCAGUAUGCGUGGCUGAAAGAGCUGGGCCUCGGAGAGGAAAACGAGGGCGUGUAUAAUGGAAGCUGGGGAGGCCGGGGAGAGGUUAUUACGACUUACUGUCCUGCUAACAACGAGCCUAUAGCAAGAGUCCGUCAGGCCAGUGUGGCAGACUAUGAAGACACUGUAAAGAAAGCAAGAGAAGCAUGGAAAAUCUGGGCAGAUAUUCCUGCUCCAAAACGAGGAGAAAUAGUAAGACAGAUUGGCGAUGCCUUGCGGGAGAAGAUCCAAGUACUAGGAAGCUUGGUGUCUUUGGAGAUGGGAAAAAUCUUAGUGGAAGGUGUGGGAGAAGUUCAGGAGUAUGUGGAUAUCUGUGACUAUGCUGUUGGUUUAUCACGGAUGAUUGGAGGACCUAUCUUGCCUUCUGAAAGACCUGGCCACGCUCUGAUCGAGCAGUGGAAUCCUGUAGGCCUGGUUGGAAUCAUCACGGCAUUCAAUUUCCCUGUGGCAGUGUAUGGCUGGAACAACGCCAUCGCCUUGAUCUGUGGAAAUGUCUGCCUCUGGAAAGGAGCUCCAACAACUUCCCUGAUUAGUGUGGCUGUCACAAAGAUAAUAGCCAAGGUUUUGGAGGACAACAGGCUGCCUGGGGCAAUUUGUUCCUUGACUUGUGGUGGAGCAGAUAUUGGCACAGCAAUGGCCAAAGAUGAACGAGUGAACCUGCUGUCCUUCACUGGGAGCACUCAGGUGGGAAAACAGGUGGCCCUGAUGGUGCAGGAGAGGUUUGGGAGAAGUUUGUUGGAACUUGGAGGAAAUAAUGCUAUUAUUGCCUUCGAAGAUGCAGACCUCAAUUUAGUUGUUCCAUCAGCUCUCUUCGCUGCUGUGGGAACAGCUGGCCAGAGGUGUACCACUGCGAGGCGACUGUUUGUGCAUGAAAGCAUCCACGAUGAGGUCGUAAACAGACUGAAAAAGGCCUAUUCACAGAUCCGAGUUGGGAACCCAUGGGACUCUAAUGUUCUCUAUGGGCCACUCCACACUAAACAGGCAGUGGGCAUGUUUCUUGGAGCAGUGGAAGAAGCAAAGAAAGAAGGUGGCACAGUGGUCUAUGGGGGCAAGGUUAUGGAUCGCCCUGGAAAUUAUGUAGAACCGACAAUUGUGACGGGUCUUGGCCAUGAUGCAUCCAUUGCACACACAGAGACUUUUGCUCCGAUUCUCUAUGUCUUUAAAUUCAAGAAUGAAGAAGAGGUCUUUGCAUGGAAUAAUGAAGUAAAACAGGGACUUUCAAGUAGCAUCUUUACCAAAGAUCUGGGCAGAAUCUUCCGCUGGCUCGGACCUAAAGGAUCAGACUGUGGCAUUGUAAAUGUCAACAUUCCAACAAGUGGGGCUGAGAUUGGAGGUGCCUUUGGAGGAGAAAAGCACACUGGUGGUGGCAGGGAGUCUGGCAGUGAUGCCUGGAAACAGUACAUGAGAAGGUCUACUUGCAUUCCACAGCUGUCUCCUCUGAAUCUAUUUGAUACUAUUUUUCCAGCCUUCUUGCCCUGCUUCAGCUAGUGCCCAGCACCCAACGAUGAAAUGGUCUCAUGGGUGGUUUCUGUCCAGGAGCAGGACACGUGGGGUCAACAGUAGGAGAAAGUAGAAGAAGCUAUUGUUUUCAUUUUCUUCUUGGAUGCACUCAGUACUCUUGCAGACUGUAGAAGCAGCAGAAAACAGAGGCAGGCAGGGCCCUGUAGGCCUGGCUAGCAGGCAGGGUAGUGAGGUACCAGCUCUCAGAAUGGUGAGCACAGUCCUUCAAAGUGGAUUAGCUCAUUCACCCAGCAUGUGCGGAGCUGGAUAGGGAGCCUGCUGGGAGAUUUUGACUAGCACUUGUUUCUUCUACUUUUUUAUGGUCUCCCCCUACUCCCUCCUUGCCCACCUUGGGUAGAAAUAGCUUUUAUUUAACUGCAUAAAAGAGUUUGUUGGGGAAGACCCAUGGGGUGUUGUCUUGGAAAAAGAACACUGGGUUAGGAACCAAGAGACACCAGCCCAGCUCCAUUUACUGCUGUCACUAGCUCUGGAACCUCAGGCAGGUGCUCAGCUUUGGUUCCCUAGAGCCUCUGCGACUGUGUUUAUGCCAGGAAUUUCAGAGGCGCUGUGCUGUUACCUGAGGCUUGUUUUAUUUCAAACAUGCAGGCUUUUUACCGGCUUCACAUUCUUUGAAGUCAGUUAUGUCUCUUUUUACUUUGCUUGUGCAUUUGAAGGCUGGAAAGGCAAAUUUUCAGCUGUGAUUUUUCUGGAACCCAUUUUAAUAGAGAUUAUUUUCUUAUGAGAAAGACCGGGUGACUAGUUAAUAGAAAAGAUUUUAUUUCAAAAUUAUAUUUUCUUUAUGUAUUUCUAUCAAAUGGGAAUAUCUGUGUUUUCUCUGAUAAUUCAAUAUAAGUUAUUGAGAGACAUAUAGACGUAAGUUAUAACUCCCACAUUCUUGUGCCCUUCAAAAGAAAAACUAUGAAUAACAUGUAUGGGCCAGGCGUAGUGGUUCACUCUUGUAAUCCCAGCUCUUUGGGAGGCUGUGGCAGGUGGAUCGUUUGAGGUCCGGAGUUUGAGCCCAGCCUGGUCAACAUGGUGAAACCUCGUCUCUGCUAAAAAUACAAAAAUUAGCCAAGGGUGGUGGCGUGCACCUGUAAUCCCAGCUACUGGGGAGGCUGAGACAGGAGAAUCAGUUGAGCCUGGGAGGCAGAGGUUGUGGCGAGCCAAGAUCGCACCACUGCACUUUAGUCUGGGCGACAGAGUCAAACCCUGUCUCAAAAAAAAAUGAAUAAAAAUUUAAAAAGAUGA
Molecule: messenger RNA, 3119 nt
Organism: Callithrix jacchus (white-tufted-ear marmoset)
Lineage: Eukaryota; Metazoa; Chordata; Mammalia; Primates; Cebidae
Gene: ALDH7A1
Product: aldehyde dehydrogenase 7 family member A1
Molecular function (GO): aldehyde dehydrogenase (NAD+) activity
Source: RefSeq, a predicted model, not a curated record